Molecule: messenger RNA, 726 nt
Organism: Marchantia polymorpha subsp. ruderalis
Lineage: Eukaryota; Viridiplantae; Streptophyta; Marchantiopsida; Marchantiales; Marchantiaceae
Source: the annotation of a GenBank genome assembly
AUGGCAGGAAGGAUAGGAGAUGAUGAGCUUCCGUAUCUUUAUGGGGACGAGAUUUUGGCCUAUUUGAAGACUGUUAGGGAAACUUUCAGAAAUGAUUUGGACAGGUACCAGACAUUCUUGAAUAUAUUGGACAAGUUCAAGAGAGGACAGAUAGACGUCCAGAAGGCGGUGUUUCAAACACUUUCUCUGUUCAGAAGUCAGCAACAGUUGAUUCCAGGAUUCAAACAAAUGUUCAUGAAGCUAUCUGGCCUGUCAAGCGAAAUAGAUAUCAAGGAACUCUUUGAUGAGGAUCAUAUGAAUGAGGUUCUGGCAUUUGCAAGGAGUGUCAAGGAGGCAUUCCAUGAUGACAGAGGCAAGUACCAUCUGUUUGUUGAGAUCUUGGACAAUUAUAAGAGGAAGGAAAUUGACACGCCAAUGCUUCUGACCAAUCUGCAGCAGCUUUUCAGAGGCCAUCCUCAGCUAAUUCAGGAAACUCAGAAGCACCUUCCAAGAGCUGCUCUAAUUUUGAGUGAAUUAGAUUCAAGUCGCCUCUUGGAUGAAGAAGUAGAUGAUGCUCUUGGUUACCUCAAAAGAGUCGUUGACACUGUCAAGACUGACGACGACAAGUAUCAAAGAUUCAAAGAUAUACUUGACACUUAUAGCAAUGGACGACGUGAUGUUCCCGCGGUGGUGGCUCAAGUGGAUAGUCUUUUUGGAGGAAGUCGGGACCGGGCCACUAUACAGUAG